Messenger RNA from Saitoella complicata NRRL Y-17804, 750 nucleotides. RefSeq lists its product as uncharacterized. The record is from RefSeq and is a predicted model, not a curated record. Gene Ontology annotation, cellular component: intracellular anatomical structure. Bases 1 to 750 code for a protein of 249 amino acids. The transcript has a single exon. Lineage: Eukaryota; Fungi; Ascomycota; Saitoellomycetes; Saitoellales; Saitoellaceae. Gene Ontology annotation, biological process: protein modification by small protein conjugation; macroautophagy; protein lipidation. Gene Ontology annotation, molecular function: Atg12 transferase activity.
AUGAAUGCGCAAGCUACGACGACGGAUCGAUAUGUAUCUUCCUACCCCUCCCUCACCCCCUCCGAAUUCGAAGUGGCAUGUCUACACCUCCAAUCACAGUUCCUGAGGGGUGGUGUAGAGUGUACAUGGCAUCGCCCACCACCCCCACGGUCACCCUGGUACCGGUCGGUGGUGGAGGAACAGCCGGGAUAUUUGUCGAUCCGAGUGUAUCGCAAUUCAGCUACAACUUCAGAUCCAACCGCUGACGACGACGACGACGACGACGCAAAUCUGGACGUGGGCGUGGACGAGAUCGAAUUGGAAGACAUCGACGAUCCAGCCCUCGCUCCCCCCACCCAUGACCACCACCAAAACGGCUCCAAUGUCACACUCCCGAUCGUCGGCUACUACCACAUCCUCCUAUCCCCAACCUACCGCCUCCCCAUUCUCUACUUCCGCUUCAUCUCCCCUCACCCUAACCCCCUUACCCCAAUCCUCCUCUCCCCCGACAACCAAAACCAAAACCAAAACCAAAACCAGAACGCAGACACGAUCGAAAUCCAAGGCGCGUUGAGUAUAGCCGAACAUCCCCUCCUAGGCGGGACUUGGUGGAUGAUACAUCCGUGUAUGACGGGGGAUGCGAUGAUGGAUGUACUCGACAGCGACAUAGACACAGGCAGGGUCACGGCGGAGGAGUAUAUGGGCCUUUGGAUGGGUGUUGCUGGGAGCGUGGUGGGGCUCGGGAUACCCCUUCCCAUGGCCAGGCAGUGA